AUGGCUCCACCUCAAGGCUCUCCAACCAACAAAGGUGGAUUCCCCACCUUCCCAGUGUUUCCUUCCCCCUCCUUCCUCAUCGCGCUAGAGGCCUCAGGUUGGUGCCUCGCCUGUCUGCAGGGAGUCAGGGCACGCUGGGGGGAACUGCCCCCUCCAAGAGGAGGAGGAACAGCUGCCAGCUUGAUUGCCGAGGAAAUGGAAGGGGGGUCGUCCCCAGAGGCGAGCCAAGAAGCCAUGUUCUGUCGGUUUUGUGUGCCUGCGUACAACCAGAUCAGAAAACACGUGUUUGUGGAAACUGUGAUGAGCUGGUCUGGAGCUCAGAGCUACUGUAGAGAGAAGCACACAGACCUGGCCACUGUGCGCAGCCAGGAAGAAGCAGAGCAGCUCUUAAAUAUUGCAGGAGCUUCUCUCUGGGGUUCCUGGAUCGGGCUGUAUCGUGAUGACACACAGAACUGGCAGUGGUCUAACAGCGAUGAUGUCAUCUACUCCAACUGGAGGGCAGACGUCUUCUGUGCUUCAGUCAAUUCAGAUGGAAAGUGGACUGAUUUACCCUGCCACCUUCAGGAAGCCUUCAUGUGCUACAAAGAGACCAGCAACAUAACUGAGAGAUACACCCUGAUUGAAGAACUGAAAACCUGGACUGAAGCUCAGCAGUACUGUAGAGAACACCACACCGACCUCGUCAGUAUAAAGAACGCCAGUGAAAAUGAAGACCUAGUGAAGAAAGCGCAGGGCAAGCCCUUCUGGAUAGGCCUGUUCAAUGAGCCCUGGAAGUGGUCACACCAGGGGGAUAACUACACAUUUCACACCUGGAACUAUGGGGAACCAAACAAUAGGGGAGGCGAUCAGAACUGUGUGAUGAUGAGUAAGACUGGUGAAUGGUUUGACUAUGGCUGCAACAAUCAGAAGUCCUUCUUCUGCUGUGAGGUGGAAUUCUUUUCUCUGAAGAACAUGUUUUCACUCAUCUUUAUUGUGCUGUCCCCUCUACCCAGGCAGCUCCUCUGGUCAGUGUUUCUAUGA
Messenger RNA from Acipenser ruthenus (sterlet), 1020 nucleotides. RefSeq names its product macrophage mannose receptor 1-like. The transcript has 4 exons. NCBI's taxonomy places the organism in Eukaryota, Metazoa, Chordata, Actinopteri, Acipenseriformes, Acipenseridae. The coding region runs from base 1 to 1020 and encodes 339 amino acids. The record is from RefSeq and is a predicted model, not a curated record.